Dissoconium aciculare CBS 342.82 is the source of this 462-nucleotide messenger RNA. RefSeq lists its product as uncharacterized. Bases 1 to 462 code for a protein of 153 amino acids. Gene Ontology annotation, biological process: proteasome regulatory particle assembly. The record is from RefSeq and is a predicted model, not a curated record. NCBI's taxonomy places the organism in Eukaryota, Fungi, Ascomycota, Dothideomycetes, Mycosphaerellales, Dissoconiaceae. The transcript has a single exon. Gene Ontology annotation, molecular function: protein-macromolecule adaptor activity.
AUGGCAGCCGUGGGACAUUCGAUCACGUCCGAAGCCUUCGCCCUAGCGAUCAAGGACCUUCCGCUGGAGAACAUCUACACAAAAGCCGCAGAAUUGCAAAACAGCAUCACACAUCUGCUGACGUCCAACGUUCAGAUGCAGCCCUUCGCGGAAGAGGGCGACGUCGUCUGCCGCGAUGCCAUCCGGGAGAAUGACGAAGUCAUCAAACGUAUGGAGGAGAGAGUCGGCCUUUGCAGAAGCGAAGUCGAGUCCAGAGGUCAAGUAUGGAUGGGUGGUCAUACGACCAACACGGAAGGGAGUGCAGGCGAUGUGGUUCCGAAUGGUGUCAAUGGCCAUGCGCAGGAAGCGAAUGGAGAGCAGCCGCGACAGUCAAGUGGGCGACUCAACGAUGAAGAGCUACGCCGACAACUGGAGGCUCAGCUAGGCGCGGACGAUGAUGAAGAUGAGGGUGUUCAUUUAUGA